CAAGCGCGAUUAAAAUCUCGAAGAUGCCGUACUGAUCGUGAUAUAUGUAUAUAAAUGGAUCUGGAAUUAGACUUUGACCAUUUGACUGAACUGAUAGCGACGACAGGACGAUUAAUCUGGUGCUCGACAAGCAUUCGCGCGGAGAGAGAAAGUGUGCGCGGUUGCAUUUUCGCGAGGCCGACACGUUUCAGACUUGUUUGGCGGCUUCUUCAGGGCGGCUGAACACGACGAAACGAGUCCGGUUCCUCGACAUCUCGCGAAAAACAAAAGUAUUGUGACAGUGUUCUCCUACUUAUAGAAAUAUACACAUUUUCCGAUGUCGAACGUAAUAAAUCAUUACGAAUCGAUCAGUAUGCGAUGGAAGACGAUCUUGUUCGCCGCCAUUAGCUCCACUAUCCAGGAAAUUUGAAUACCUGCCAGGGUAUCGAAUAAUAAUUCCCCCUGCUCUCGAUUCAAAUUUUUCGUCAACGUCGACCUGACAUCAUGGAUGGUGCCUGCCUUCAUCAGUUCAUCACGGCCCCCCUUAAAAAUUUCCUGCACCUACAACGAAUCAGAGACUUAAAAGAAACUAAAAGUCAUGCAUGCAUGCAUUGGGUUUGAAAUCUUUAAUGGAAUGCACCAGCACUGCUUGUAGAAGAUCAGUAUCCUUGAGCAACAAACUCUAUGGAUCAUCCUACCAACAUGGACAUACAGAAAAAUAUAUUGGAUUACUAUUUUGGAAUAGCUUUUUUCUUCAAAGUAAUUAAGCAAACAGGAUAAAAUGGAUGAAUCCAAGAGCAUGCACAAAUGAGGCAUAUAUUCCUACUCCUAUAGAACAUGUGGCAAAUGUGGCAACUCAUGGAAUAUGGGUUGUGCCAUCAGUGAUUGGUGGUAUUGAGCUUAUACGGCGUUCGACGACAUGGGCUCAACUUGUGUCCGCAUGUGUAUACGGCACUUCCUUGAUUCUUGUCUUUGUAGUGUCAACCUUUUUCCAUAGCGUACACUACUGCAAUCAUAAUAGACAUUUGAAGGAUGCGUUACAUCGCUGUGAUCGUGCUAUGAUAUAUAUCUUCAUAGCAGCCAGUUAUUUUCCAUGGUUAAACAUUGAACACUUCCCAGACGAUGAGCUUUUAUUCGCGAUGCGAUACGUUGUCUGGAUCAUGGCUAUAAUUGGCAUCCUUUACCAACAAAUCUUCCAUGAGAAAUACAAGAUGCUUGAAACUAUUUUCUAUGUAGUUAUGGGUAUUGGACCUAGUGUUGCAAUCCUUAAUGUUUAUAACUAUUACAAUAUUACGGAAUUAAAACUGGGCGGACUGAUAUAUGUACUUGGCUUAGUAUUUUUCAAAUCGGACGGUCGUAUACCUUGCGCGCAUGCAAUCUGGCAUCUUUUCGUGGCCGCGGCGGCUGGAUUUCAUUAUUACGCGAUCCUAAGCCACGUAUUUCCUGAGACAGACUUGACGAAUAUUCCUGGAGCAUCCAGCAAUAUGCCGCCGUUAAACAUGCUAAAGUCUCAUAUAGAGUUAUAGGAAUUGUGUACUAUUUUCUACAAUAUUUCUUCCAGAUGCUAAAAAUUCUAAAAAGCGUUCUACCAAUUCCAGGGAUAAACCCUAUACAUAUUCUGAUAGAGAAAUGUAUCUUUUAUUUCUAUUCACAUU
This is a messenger RNA of Formica exsecta, 1634 nucleotides long. Its product is annotated as monocyte to macrophage differentiation factor 2. The record is from RefSeq and is a predicted model, not a curated record. The coding region runs from base 765 to 1505 and encodes 246 amino acids. Gene Ontology annotation, cellular component: membrane. Gene Ontology annotation, molecular function: pore-forming activity. The transcript is spliced from 5 exons. NCBI's taxonomy places the organism in Eukaryota, Metazoa, Arthropoda, Insecta, Hymenoptera, Formicidae.